AUGCUCGAUUUUUCAACAAAAAGGACCGCAGAUUAUGAUAAAUUCUCAAUAUUUAUUUAUAUUUCGGAAGGACUUUUUGUGCUGUUGGUCAAUAUGUUUUUGGCUGUCAGAUUAUUCACAAAUCGACAUCUUCGUGCACAAAAAGAGUAGGGUUCUUUAAAAAAAAAACACUGAAACUGAUUUGAAACUUGCCGUUGAAUUUCAGAUUUGUAGUAAUCGGGUCUUGUAUUAUAUUCGAUAUAUUUUUCGGGAUCACAUAUUUCAGCGCUGGAUUAUACAGAUUCAUUGUGAUUCUGCAAUAUGAUUGUAAGUUAUAUUGAAUCUUAUUUGUGGGAACUUGAACCAGUGGGAUAGAGAUCAGAAGAUAUCAAACAUUUUUCAGAUUUCCCUCUUGUCUCAAUGUUUGAUUGCUUUGCAACUGUUCAUAAUCAAUUAUUUAUAAUAAUCACAAUAAUGGCUGGAAUUCAACUUUUGGCAACCGCAAUCGAUAGAUUUUUCUGCAUCUUCUUUCCAUUUUCUUAUAUACGAUUACAAGUGGAAUAUGCAUAUUGUCUCAUGUUUAUUUCGUAUUUUUUUGUGGUACCAUUAUGGAUUCCUGGAGCCGUUGGAGCAUUUCAAAAUCGAGAAAUCAAAAAUGUGAGUAAUUUUUCAAAAUUCGUUGGUUAUGGUUAUUUUUUCAGUUUACCAUGAAUUGUUUGCUGAAUCAAUCGAUACCUGUUUUAUGGUACACAAAUUAUCGAAUAAUCAGAAUAUUGUGUACAGUUUUAUGUAUCCUCAUUUAUAUUCCAGUCUUUUCAAAAGUAUUCUAUGUAAGUUUCUUCAUUUUCAAAAAUAAUGUAACUCGCUCAUAAUAAUCUUUGUUUUUGUUAGAGUGUCUACAAACAUACUCGAUUGAUUCCCGGAAGUUCGAGAAACAAUACAAGAUUAUUGAAUAUGACGAAAACUGUUGGAUUGAUAACUGGAAGUACUUUUGUGUUAUUUACGAUUCCUGAUUUGAUAACAAUGCUUUACCCAUUCAUAACAUCUAAUAUCUUCUACCUUAUGAAUUUGAACAAAGGAGUUGUGAAUAUUUUGAUAUUUAUGACGACUCAAAAAACACUUCGAACGUUGAUGUUUCCAAUGAAAGAUAAAAAUAUGAUGAAUUCUGAAAUGUUUUCAUCAAGAAAAGUUACUCCAACAAUAUUAAUACAUGCUGUUUGA
This is a messenger RNA of Caenorhabditis angaria, 1200 nucleotides long. NCBI's taxonomy places the organism in Eukaryota, Metazoa, Nematoda, Chromadorea, Rhabditida, Rhabditidae. The record is from the annotation of a GenBank genome assembly.